Messenger RNA from Chenopodium quinoa (quinoa), 618 nucleotides. RefSeq lists its product as uncharacterized. The coding region runs from base 131 to 454 and encodes 107 amino acids. The record is from RefSeq and is a predicted model, not a curated record. Lineage: Eukaryota; Viridiplantae; Streptophyta; Magnoliopsida; Caryophyllales; Amaranthaceae. The transcript is spliced from 4 exons.
UCGACCUUAAAGUAAUCCGAUCAAUAUUUCGACAUAUAUGGACAAAAUAACUCACAGGUUUUACAUGAUGUAAGGAACCCUCAUGUUAAUGCUCAUAAUGGCUACAUCUCUUUUCUUGCAUUGUAAUUGAAUGCAUAUUUUAUUCCUUCUGCAGGUUAUAGGGAAAGGCAUGUUGGUUAUCAUUUCCGAUUCUGGAAAGCUCUUUUUUCUAACAUUUUGUAAUGAAAUGCACAGGUUCUUUCCAGUGACUCAUGUUCAACUUUCUAUCCCUGGCAACUCAAGACACCAGAUUGGUAGAAUGCAUGUUGUUGAUGCCUUGUAUGACUUACAACACUCUGGAGUUUAUGACAUCAUUGGAAAACAUGAAGAUUCAGCAACUUGCAUUGAGUAUUCUCCAGAAACAGGCGCACAAGUUUUAUGGUGUUCAGGAUCCUCUGGCACAAGAGUGUUUUGAGGCUAUUAAGUCUACAAAAAGUCCUGAAGAAGUAGCCAGGAUAGGAAGGAAAAUGCAGAGACGAAGACCAGACCUGGUAUGUUUCAUUUUCUAGAGUUUAAUGACAUCUUCAAAACUACUAGUCUGGCUCUAUAAUUGUGAUGUUACUAUGAUUUUCUCCUGUG